AUGUCAAGCAGCGACGCUGAUACAGUACUCUAUAACCCUGAAGACGACUCGGAUGAAACAGUCAUUGAUUUGACUAUAUCCUCUGACGAUGAGGAAGUGAUCGAUUUGACGGUAUCCUCUGACGACGAGGAAUAUGGGCUGCUCGAAUCAGAGGCAGAAGAAGGUCUUUACAUCUUACAACUAAAGCGACGCACAUUAAUAUGGUAG
Molecule: messenger RNA, 207 nt
Organism: Lichtheimia ornata
Lineage: Eukaryota; Fungi; Mucoromycota; Mucoromycetes; Mucorales; Lichtheimiaceae
Exons: 1
Coding region: 1-207 (68 amino acids)
Source: RefSeq, a predicted model, not a curated record